AGCGCAAAGCGGGCGGGGGCCGGAGGGGGGUCUCAUUUUUUGGAAUGCUCUGGAUGGAUGCUGAUGCACUGAGAACUUUGCUCAUGGACUGCAAGACAGAGCUGCAGCAGGAAAAAUUGGAGGACCCACUUGGAGGAAUGCUCCGGAUGAAUGCUGAUGCGCUCAUGACUUUUCCUUGUGGACUUCUCACCUCUUGUUAUUGUUAAGUUUCCGGAGACAAAAUUUUAAUCUUGAAAACUCUUGAAAUCAGAUGAUCCUAAGUGCAGGAAUAAAUAACAUCAAACCCAGGGAAUCAAUUAAUGUCCAGCCAAUGGGCGUAGUCGACACAAUUCCAUUCGGUGAAGCCUCAGGACAAUCUGUGCUCAUCUCCAUCAUCCCCAGCGCUCAUGGCAGGAAAUCCUUUGGAGAGUCUCAUGUCGACCACCGUGAGCCACCAACCAGCAGAACCUGAGACCCAGCGAGCCUCCACCAGCAGAAGUCCAGCAUGCCUGCAAAGACGCAGGAACAGCUUUCGCAGCAACCGGGAGUUGUGUUAUCUGGUGCCAUCUGCUUGCGGGCCCAGAUCAAACACGAGUGAUGAAAAGAUCUCGAUCAGCACACCACGCAAUCAUCACUCCCCAGAAAAUGCAGCACGAGAGAGAAGCCGCGUACGCAACCUGCGUCAGGCCUUCCACAGCCUGCAGGCUGCUCUGCCUUCAGUCCCUCGUGACACCAAGUUAUCCAAGCUGGAUGUUCUGGUUCUGGCAACCAACUACAUAGCUUACCUGACACAAACCCUGGACCAGGGAAGAACUCUGACCGAGCACACUUUACCACCGAGACCAGGUGGUUACCUCCACCCGGUUAAGAAAUGGCCGAUGCGUUCCCUGCUCUACUGUGGCAGUGUUGGGGACGUGUUUUCUGGGGUCCAAGCCAAUCAGAGGCCUACGUCUGGACAAGAUGCAUACCUGCCUGAUCGUACAAUAGGACACAAGGAGUGUUAGGAACAUACGAGACAUCAAGUCAAAUGUUUCAAAUCUUUCGAACAUUUUGAUGAUGUGGAAAUUCACUGCCCGCAAUAGUCUUUCCUAAAUGUAAAGUUAAUAUUUUAUUUUCUCAUGGCAUAGAUUAUGGGCAAUGAAAAUUGAUGUUGUCCAUAGUCCAAGUCAUUAAAACUGCAUGUUACUUUAUAUAUUGGCUAACAUCUUUUUGUGAAAGUCAGUCAGAAGUGACUUAGGUUAAUGGGCAUUUGUUACCUAAGUGUAAUAAUAAAAAAUAAAAAAAUUGACAAAUUCUCAUCUUGAUAUGCCUAAAGUGAAUGAUUAUGACAUCAUAGCAAGCAGCAAGUUAUUUGUUAUUUGUAUGCCCUGACAAUAUUACAUUAGGAAAAUGAUCUUGGAAAUGAAUAAACAAAAUAAAAUAACAAAUCAGCAA
This is a messenger RNA of Syngnathus acus (greater pipefish), 1413 nucleotides long. RefSeq names its product transcription factor 23-like. The record is from RefSeq and is a predicted model, not a curated record. Bases 387 to 983 code for a protein of 198 amino acids. Gene Ontology annotation, molecular function: DNA-binding transcription factor activity, RNA polymerase II-specific; protein dimerization activity; RNA polymerase II transcription regulatory region sequence-specific DNA binding. Gene Ontology annotation, biological process: regulation of transcription by RNA polymerase II; developmental process. Lineage: Eukaryota; Metazoa; Chordata; Actinopteri; Syngnathiformes; Syngnathidae. The transcript is spliced from 4 exons.